This is a messenger RNA of Dromaius novaehollandiae (emu), 5204 nucleotides long. It is a transcript of the gene FOXK2, whose product is annotated as forkhead box K2. Gene Ontology annotation, biological process: regulation of transcription by RNA polymerase II. The coding region runs from base 1164 to 3176 and encodes 670 amino acids. Gene Ontology annotation, molecular function: DNA-binding transcription factor activity, RNA polymerase II-specific; RNA polymerase II cis-regulatory region sequence-specific DNA binding; protein binding. The transcript has 15 exons. The record is from RefSeq and is a predicted model, not a curated record. NCBI's taxonomy places the organism in Eukaryota, Metazoa, Chordata, Aves, Casuariiformes, Dromaiidae.
CGGCGGGGCGGGGUGGGGGAGGGGGCGCGCGCGAGCGCGGGCAGCUGCGGCGCUGGGGGUCGUGAGGGAGCGGCGCCGCCGGGGGAGGCCGCCGCUGCGCUGGGGGCCGCAGCGGGAGCGUCCUCGGCCCUUCACCGGCCUCGCGAAGCUCUUCUUCUUCCCCAACGUGGAUUGGCCCUCAUACGAAUUGUUUUAACCAAACUCAGCCAUUUUGCUAUGUUUAAGAGAGUUUUCAGCUGAAGUGGUAAUGGAGCGACAUUUGGGGAUGGUUAUCUAGGGAAGCGUUAUAAAAAAAAAUAAAAAGUAAUCGCUGCUGUAAUUGCUGCUCAAAUUUUGACAACUCUCAGCAGACUUAAACUAAGCAGGAUUCUACUCCAUCGCUGAAACUAGCAAUAUGUCAUUAUUAAAAAUGUAACAGUAUUGUGCUGAUGCAGUAAACAGUAGUUUCUCACUUAGUUAAGACUGUUUAUAUAUAUAUAUAUAUAUAUAUAUAUAUAUAUAGUGUACUUUCUGUUUGUAGAUCAGAUGCUGUGAUGACAGGGUGAAUGAAAAGGUUCGCUGGGCUCAUGCUCCCCCCCACCCCCCAGCCAGGGUUCUCAUAAUUAGCGGCUACUCUCAUUAGUGGUUACAUAUUAGCUCGCCACCUGAGCUGCUUCAGAGCCUCCUGUUUCAGUGGGUCAACACCGCACGUCAACCGCAGCAUCCGAGGGAUGGUGACAGCCUGCAAGGAGCCCCGCUGCUGACGUUACUAGCCAACUCUUUAAGAGCUGCCACCGUGAGUGCUCCUAGGGAAACACCAGUCCCUUUAACACUGUUGAGGUGACUUCUGUGUCAGCAUCUCGCUCUUCUGGGAUUCAGCAGUGGCUACGAAGAGGAAGGCGGAUGUUUCAGCUAAACGCGCUUAGCCAUUCGUGGCAGUGUUGAAGGCACAGAUGUGGCAAUUAUGAGUUACAUAAAGACCGAAAGUUUUUAUCCUGAAGACACGAAACUCCUAACUGUGAAAGAAUUAAGAGAUAUGGGAUGAAUCACCUUCAGCAGAGAUCAAUAAAAUAUCCUGCUUACGUCUUGGACCGCGUAAUAAGUGACAUGACGUUAAACUAGGCCCCUUGUGCGCACGAUGGACCGGAGCUCUAAAGACCUGGCUCUUGCCAGGGAGGCAUACGAUGUCACUACCAGCCAAAAGAUGUGGAAGACCCCCAGUGCUGUCCUUUUUGGAAAAGAAAAAGAGGAAGCAAAGCCUUGAUAGAAGAAGGGGGAAAACAAGGAUAUACGUAGGAAAUCAUAUUGACCGAUGGCUGACGCUUAAGGAAAAACUGGAUUUCAGAAAUGAUGCAGAAGUAGCGGGAUUUUUACUGGACUUAUAUGACAGCUAUGACCCAUUGGCAAAAGCUCCAGUCUGUUCUCUCCCUGACGGUGUGAGAAGAAUUACUGUGAAAGAAGAAAGAUCAUUGUCAGACAACCCUUCUUUAAUAGCAGCUGAUGGAACGUAUGACAAUGAUGACCACUUGUCUAAGGAGUCUGCUUGUUCUGGACCUGAAGAUGUGAGAAUUGUAACCGUGAAAGAAGAGAGAGAGAUGCUGCAUGACUGCUUGUCAGCAGAGACAGAUGACACCUGUACUUUCAGGUUUCCCAGCACAAACAUCAAGAUAACGUUCACAGCUCUGUCCAAUGACAAAAGAGAAAAACAGGAGGCCCCGGAGUCCCCAGUGAAGCCUGUGCAACCCCAGAUCUCUCCCUUAACAAUAAACAUUCCAGACAACAUGGCUCACCUGAUCAGCCCUCUCCCUUCUCCCACAGGAACUAUCAGUGCUGCAAAUUCCUGCCCAUCUAGCCCCCGUGGUGCAGGCUCUUCAGGGUACAAAAUGAGUCGUGUAAUACCAUCUGACCUACAUUUAAUGGCUGACAAUUCACAGUCAGAAAAUGACAAGGAAGCAUCGGGUGGAGAUAGCCCAAAGGACGACUCUAAGCCACCUUACUCCUAUGCACAGUUAAUAGUACAAGCAAUUACAAUGGCACCUGAUAAGCAGCUUACACUAAAUGGAAUUUAUACGCACAUAACUAAAAAUUAUCCGUACUACAGGACAGCAGACAAGGGCUGGCAGAAUUCAAUACGUCACAAUCUCUCUCUGAAUCGUUAUUUCAUCAAAGUACCGCGUUCCCAGGAAGAACCAGGCAAAGGCUCAUUCUGGAGGAUAGACCCUGCCUCUGAAAGCAAAUUAAUAGAGCAGGCUUUUAGGAAAAGGCGGCCUAGGGGAGUACCUUGCUUUAGAACCCCUCUGGGACCACUCUCUUCUAGAAGUGCCCCAGCCUCUCCUAAUCACUCGGGAGUGUUGUCCGCACACUCCAGCGGAGUCCAGACCCCCGAGAGCCUGUCCAGGGAAGGAUCGCCGGUCCCCAUGGAGCCUGAGCCUAGUGCUAUCCAGCCAAAACUAGCAGUAAUACAAGAAGCGCGAUUUGCACAGAGUGCCCCAGGGUCACCUCUCUCUAGCCAACCGGUUUUAAUUACUGUACAACGGCAGCUACCACAAACUAUUAAACCCGUCACCUACACUGUUGCGACUCCUGUGACGACGACAACAUCCCAGCAGCCUGUAGUUCAGACAGUUCAUGUUGUUCACCAGAUACCAGCUGUGUCUGUCACAAACGUGAGCGGAUUAGCACCAGCAAACACUUACACUGUAGCUGGACAGGCGGUAGUGACACAAGCUGCGAUGGUAACCCAGCCCAAGGUGGAACCUCAAGAGAAUGGAGACCACAAGGAAGUAAAAGUUAAAGUGGAGCCUAUACCUGCUAUUAGUCAUGCUACAAUAGGAGCUGCUAGUCGUAUCAUUCAGACAUCUCAGCCCACACCCUUACAGACAGUUACUAUAGUGCAACAGGCACCUCUAGGUCAACACCAGCUACCAAUAAAAACUGUAACACAGAACGGAACGCACAUAGUACCUAUCACCACUGCGAUACAAGGACAAGGCAACACUGCUGCUGCGAGUCCUUUGCAUAUGUUAGCAACCCAUGCAUCUGCCUCGGCAUCUCUUCCAACAAAGCGCCAGAAUGGAGACCAGUCAGAACAGCAGGAACUCAAACGUAUCAAAACGGAAGAUGGAGAAAGCAUAGUCAUAGCUGUUAACGUGGACACCCCGUCUGUGGCAGUGAGUGAUAAAGGCAGCCAGAACUAGAAACUUAGAGGAGUUUUGUUUUCUUUUUUUUUUAAAAAAAAAAUAAUAAUAAACUCCGUGGUGCCAAAAGGAGACACUUAAACAUAACACCUAAAAUGUUGGAACAUGUUCUCACGCAGUGGGGAAAGGGGCCCUGUGAUCAGACUUCAACCUUCAGCACUGAAAAAAAACCCAACACAGGUGGCCUUAAAACUUGGUAAUUUAAAGUCAAACUGCAAACCAUCUUGUUCCAGAGGCUGUGACCCCCGCUCCUCCCUGCCCCCUACUGAACUGUGUACACUGAGAAAUACAGUGUUGGGGAGGGCUGCAGCUUUAAAAAAAUCUUUAUCAGAUUAUUUUAAGGACUGAGUAUCUCAGUGUAACGGCAGCAUGAUAAGCGCUUAGUGUGAACUGGUUUCAAACGAUUGUAUAUUCCUUAAAGGGAACAGAGGCAAGGAGCCAUUUCCUACAUCUUGGCAGCUAGCCUUUCAUAAUGACCUACCCGAUGCAGUUGUUGGUAGAUAUGCAGUAUUUUGUUGUUCACAUGUGGAAUUAGAAAUUUUUGAGGUGUAUUUUCAUUUCUUUGCAAAACAAUGGGGUCUUUGACAUUUCAAAUCACUCCAUUUCUACUCCGGAAACUUUGGAAUCACACAAUACUUUUCAUGUGAAAUUUUGUUUGGUAAAAAACUGAAUGUAGGGUUUUUUUUAACCAACGGAAUGAUUUACUUUUGUCUGUCCUGUUAAAGUUCAGAUAAAGCUACUUUAUUACAUCUGCAAAUUUUCAUAUUUUAGCAGUUGCCUGAUAAAUUUAAUCAAAUUUUAUUACCAUGUGUAGUGAUCAAAUGCUUCUUCGGGCUUGCAUGUAACUGAUUAGAAAUUACAAUGUAAAUGAGCCGUUAACUGACGUAAAGAACUGCUAUGAAUUUGACCAGAGCUGCACUUAUCUGUUUCUCUUUCUGCUACCUUUUGCUGUUUGUUACUUUGUGUUGACUUUGACUGUCCCUGGCAUAUUUUUCCAGUCUAAAGUAAAACAAGAGUCUCGCUUAAUAUUGUGUAUGUUUAAGAUAACAGACUGUUCUUCAUUUAGAAAAGAUAAAAAUUCUUUAUCACAAGUCCUUUUAAAAAGAGAGUAAAAUUAUCUUGUCAGAGGUAUAUUCGAUAUUUUUAAGCUUAAGCACCCAUCAGUAGAAAUUAAUCCGACCAGUUUCUCCGUAACACUUUUGAUGUCAUACACGGACCUUUUGGGGUCUCCAGUAAGAGUAGCUGUUGUGGUUUUCUAACAGUGGCUACCAUAUUAUUAUAAUAAAAAAAAAUUUUUUUUAAGUGUGUGUUCUGCAGUUGAACAUUUUAAAAUGUAUUGGUAAUUUCUCAUGUUAAAUGUGGUAAUAGAUUCCACUUUACAUUUCAAAAUUAAAUUUAAACAUGAGGCUGCUGUUCAGUCUUUAAUUCACAUAACGUCUUAUUUCUUCAUGCAGUAAGGUGAGUGAAAGCUAGAUAGUUGGCUUAAUUUUGAAUUCUGAUUUUGUCAUUUUCUGUAAUAAUGAUGCAUUAUUUAUAUUUCCUUUUCCACUACAAAAGGAAAAAACUGUAUUUUUCAUGAUGGACUGAACAGUUUGGAGUGGUUUAUUUAGGCAGCUUUUGGGAACUAUUUACCUAAAGACCAAAUACAAGAAAUCUGUAUUAAGUUUUGUGUUAAUCCACAAAAUGGAGCUGUUACAAUGUCUCUGCAGAUAAUACAUAUUAAAAAAUUAUGAAAAAACUCUACACAAGCUGAAUUUAUAACAGGCAUUUAAAAAAUUAUAACCUGAAAAGAAACGUUUCUGUAAAACUGCAAGAUUUUCUUUAGAGGUUUUAAAAAUAAAAAAGUAAAGUUUUAACAUACUUUUUUUAAGAAACAAAAUCCAGUACUAGUAAUUUAAUUUGGUGUUGAAUGAGUUGACUAGAAUGUGGUUUAUUUUCAGAAGUGAGAAUCUGUUCACAACUAGGGCUAGGUGAAUAAUAGUGUAUAAGAUUUUUUUAAAUAAAAUUAAAUUUUAUUCAGCAAAUUAA